This is a messenger RNA of Diorhabda sublineata, 11069 nucleotides long. RefSeq names its product protein winged eye. The transcript is spliced from 17 exons. The coding region runs from base 468 to 4733 and encodes 1421 amino acids. Lineage: Eukaryota; Metazoa; Arthropoda; Insecta; Coleoptera; Chrysomelidae. The record is from RefSeq and is a predicted model, not a curated record. Gene Ontology annotation, molecular function: chromatin binding.
AGAAUCGCAAAGCGAUUGUCAUCUUUCAGAUAGUUGUGUUGCCAACUUUAUAUCUGAGGUGGUAUAUAUUGUCGGUAAACACCUAAUAGCAAUAUGACAUUUUCUCGUUAAAAAUAUAGACGAUAAAAUGAGCGUCCUUAUAUUAAAAAAAUACAAAAACCCAUUGGGUUUUCCUAAAUAUCGUUAAUGGUGAAGACAUUAAACUAUUUGUGUGGAAAUGGCUCUGGAGAACACUCAGUGUUGCGUCAGUGGCUAUUUGUUAUUUUUUUUUGUUUAAAAACUAGUUAAAGGAUUCUUUACUACAACUAGUGUACUUCAUAGUGUUUCAUACAAUCUAUUGUGAUGCUAUUACUAGUAUGUGUAAGGGCCGGAUGGACCAAUUCUAUAUUUGGAACUGGAAGACACUUAACCCAGAAGUAGGUAUCUACCACCUACUCAAUGUUUUCAAUUAGCUAUACAUUUUAAAAAUGUUGGGUAGUCCAAGUGGUACAGGUUUGCCAAAUCAAAGGGGGUUAUGGCCACUAAGCGCUGUGCAGACUCCCACAAUUUCUACAUUUCCAAAUGAUGGUCUCAAUAAAUAUGGAGUUUAUUCAUUAUUUUCUGGCGGCCCAAGUUUUGGUAGUACGCUGUACUCCCAUUCGAGUACCAGCAGCACAACAGGACGUUUUGCUACUGGACAAUAUCCUCAACCCACCGAUAAUAUUUUCCAAACAUCUUACAAAGUUUCAGAUUCGCUUUUUUCGACAACAAGUUACACAUUCGGUGCACCCACUCCACCCCCAGGUUCCCCGUAUUCCCCGAUUCCCAUUGGACAAUUCGAACUUCUAGCUAAAGGCAUCAAUUCCAAUUUACUCCAGCCGGUGGACGCGUCUCUUGCUCUACAACAGAGCCCAAAAAAGAUUCACGAAAAACAUUGUGAGAAAUGCUGUAACUAUAAAUCACAGUUCUGCAGCUGUCAGAUAUCGACUAUAGAUCAUUCGAAACUUAUGGAUCCUCUGAACUGUUGUACAAGGACAAAUACACUCAAAUGGAACGAAAUAAACAUGAAGAAAGAACCAACCGGACAUAUAUCUGAAAUAAGUACAAAUAGCGCUUCUAUGAUUAAAUUGGAGGUUAUGUCGCCUACACAACAAACUCCCGAUAUACUUGGCAAUAAUAUAAUUGGAUUAGCGGAUCCUUCUAGUGCAACUAUGACUGUCAAUUCGGCUACAUUGACGAAUAAUCUGACAGAUAAUACGGUGAUACAUUGCACAGAUAAUAAAACGACGGAAAUAGAAACGAAGCAUGUGGAUGCUGCUUCAUAUAUUCCACCGUCAGUUUGGCAGUAUUCUCCUCCAGUGGCUCCUGUUCCUGUUGAACCAUUGGUACCAGUUCCCCCAGUAGGUUUGCAAGUAGUUCGGGAUCCCAAUACAGGUGGAUUGCUUCUUCUAUCUACCAAUAGUUUAGAUUCUUUGCAACAAGCUGUCGUUUGGUCUGGUUAUCCUCAGCAUUCCCCAAUGCUAUUGCCAUCCAUACCUCCUGUUCCAUCACCGUCUUUUCAGCUAGUACAAUCGACACCUUCCCAUUGUUUUUCCGGGACGUUCCACCAACAAACUCAAGCUCAUAGUACAAGAUUAGUGGCUUUGACCACCGAUAAUAAACGGAAAAUACCUACCACGACAUUAAUUAAAAUUGAAACUGACCAAGCUAAAACAUUGCAACCGGUAAGCUCUACUGCAACUAGUACGGCAACCGUCAUCACCGACGUGACACCUUUAAUUACCACUCAUGUUAUAUAUCAACAUCCCACGAAUUUUAUUGUAUCACAAAGCCCUGCGACCGAACCAGUUGUUACUCAAACUAUUUGUAAAUCUCAAGCAACUUCUCCAGUGACAUACUUAACACCACCACCUGAGUUUCAUUCUAAGGAAACUAAGGUUUCUGCUGUGCAAGAUGCCAGUAAUCAGACCGAUGCCGUGGUAUGUACAGAAGAGAUAGUUACCCCCGAAGUACCAGAAAAACCACCAACGCCAGCAGAAGUACCAGAUAUUACCAUAAAACCUAUGGUUGAUGAUUGUGGAUCACAUCUACAAGAAGUGAUUGUAGAACCUGAGUCACCAAAAGAACCUGCUAAAUUAGUGCUCAGUGGUUUGGAAUUGUUAUCGAAUAGUAUAGAUCAAUUUGAAUCGUCAUUACAAAAAUCCGAAAUUAUUCCAACAGAUAGAGAACCUCCAAAAAAUUCCGUUCCCCUAGACGGUCUGAAUUUAUUAUGUGCUUUAGCCGAGCAAAGGAUAAUGGAAGAAAACGAAAAACCGGUAGUGGAAUGUGAGAAUUUGAAGAAAAGGAAAAAAGAUAAGAGAAAAUCCAAAAGACAUUCCACCGACGAACCGAAACGGAAGAAAUUGAAAAGCGGCAAACAUUAUCACGAGAAAAAGAAGCACAAGAAAUUGAAAAAUUAUCAGGAAGAAAGGGAAUGUUCCUGUGAAAAAUAUCAAACGUCGACAACCGAAGAAACAAAUAUUUUUGUUGUCAAAAAUUUGUUUGAUAAGAAUCUAAUAAGAAACGAUCAAGAUAACGAAAAUGAAUCAAGUUUAAUGGAAACGAAAAAAUUUAAACAUCUGAAAAAACAUUUUCGAUCAAAAUCGGUAGAUUUUGAUAGAAGUACGAUAUCGUCACCUAUUUUCGAUCAACCCCUUCUAAAAUUUAUAAAACCUUCCGAUUUAAUGGAAACUCCAAAGUUGGAUUUCAAACACCAAAUAAACCAAACUGACUUUGAUGGUUCUUCUGAGAAACAUUCGUCUUCUAAAAAGCGCAAAGUGGGAAGACCUAGAAAAUUAAUGCCCUUUUCUACUGAACAAGUUACUACUGAAACGAUUGUAGCCAAGAAACCGAAGAGUAAUUUUAUUGGAUGCCUACUGGCAGCCAAAGAAAAAUUUAGACUACAGAAUAAGACUUACAACGAUGGAAUUGAUCCCAGGUUUCGUAGUUUUGAAGAAGACGGAAACAAAGUGAGAUAUAAAAAGUCGAAACAUCGAAAUUCAGCUCCGGGCGAAUUGAGAACAUCCAAAAUAAAACCGAAGCUCAAAGCCGAACCGACAUUAAAACCUGCCGAAGAAUGCGAUUCAGCAGAUGAAAAUGAAGAAGAUAUUGUUAUCAAUACUGUCGAAGAAGAAGAAGAAGAAGAUGCCGAAGAUAAGGCUUUUUCAAUAACUGAUCGUGAUAGUGAAGACAUUAUGGAUAGAAGAAGAAUCGACGACAAUAGAUGUAUUUUGACAGCCGCUUUGUUAGAAGUGGAUAAAUUAAGAGUACUAACUGCUAUGGGGGGUCUAUUUUAUGCCGGACAUUUAAACGCAAUAGAACCCCCGGACGUUUAUUCAAUUGUUUUAGAUGGGGAAAGGGGAAAUAAACCCCAUAUAAUGUCUCGAGAAGAAAUAUUGAGAGACGCGAUAGUGGAAGUAGCGCCACAAAACACUAAUGAACUUUUAGUUGGAACGAGGGUGUGCGCAUAUUGGAGCCAACAGUAUCGUUGUUUGUAUCCAGGGAGUAUCGCCGAACCGUCCUCACCAGAUCCAGAACUGGAUGGUAAAUUUGUCUUAGUAGAAUUCGAUGAUGGUGACAGCGGUCGAAUAGAUUUGAAAGAUAUAAGGUUGUUACCUUCAGAUUAUCCAGUGAUCGAAUAUGAUCUAAAUCCUCUACUCAGUCUUACCAAAAGGAAGAAGAAGGUAUCGAAGAAUAUCAUAUCCAAAUAUAGUGUACAAGAAGAAACGAACACUAUAAUCGAAUCUAAACCCGAGUUGAAAAUUCCUUUCGACGAUAACGACAUUACAGAUAAAUUGAAAACGCUCAUAGUGGAAAAGCACAUGAAAAAGAAACUUCUCAAAAAGAAAAAACGAGAAAAGUUGCAUACUAAUUUAUCACCGGACAAAAAGAAGAGGAGGAAGAAACAUAAAUGUUACGAUAAAAAAUGUAAGGAUCGAAAACAUCACAAGAAGCAUAGGAAACAUAAAAAACACCAUGAUAAAUCUCGAUUAAACGUAGGUGUAAACAGUUUAGAAAAUGAUGUUAUCGAAUCGAAUAUCGUUGUAGAAGAAUGUGAUGAAAAUAUAGAAGAUUACAAAGAUGAUGAUAUUACUAUAGAUAUUGAACAGCAACCAGUUCCUAAUGAUUCCGAUGUAUCUACAAAAAAGAAGGCAACUAAACUGAGGGAUCGACAGGAAUCUUGCGAAAGUAGAAGCAAAAUGAGCGCCUUUUUACCGGCAAGGCAACUAUGGGGAUGGGCGGGAAAAGAGUACAAACGUCAAAGGACGAAAGGAAGAUUCAGAAAAUUCUUUUAUAAAUCCAUUCGACGUGGAAAGGAAACGAUAACGGUUGGUGAUUCUGCUGUAUUUUUAUCCACCGGUCGACCAGACAGACCGUAUAUUGGUAAAAUUGAAGCUAUGUGGGAACUUUUCGGUACAAUGAUUGUAAAAGUUAAAUGGUUCUAUCACCCUGAAGAAACUAUCGGUUGUCCACAAAAUCUUCAGUAUCCAGGAGCUCUAUUCGAAUCGCCACAUAUAGACGAAAACGACGUUCAGACAAUCUCUCACAAAUGCGAAGUAGUACCUUUAAAAGAAUAUACGGAUCGUAUUGGAGACGAUCCGAAAAGUUACGCUACCAUCUACGAUAAUAACGACAUCUAUUAUCUAGCCGGUUACUACGAUCCGACUACGCAUUCGAUGAAAAUCGAACCGGGUAUUCCGUUUUCAAAAACUUAAUCCAUAUACAUUUUUUUUGAUAUUUUUAAAAACUACGUUCAAGAUGUCGCUGGCGACGAACGUCAUAUUACUUUUAAUUAUUUUAUAAAGAAACGUUAAGUUGGAAAAUAGAGUUCAACGUCUGCUAGUGCAUAUAGACCGAGGAGUGGUUUUUUUCCUUUUAAAUAACUCGGAUGAUUUGUAUACGAUCAAAAGUAUUAUUAGUAUUUUGUUAUAUUUAAUAUACCGCGCGAAAUUGCUUUAUUAAUCAACGCGCGAUAUGUUUUAUUUAAACUUUGAUUGGAAAAGUAGAAAUGUUGUUUUCCGAAUCGAGGUUAUAUAUAUUUUUAUUGUACAUAAUAUUUUAUAUAACGCCAUAAAAAAAUGAUAUACAAUCGAAAAGUGAGUUUUAUACAAAUUUUUCAAAUCUAUGCGAACCAAAACGAAAUUUCAAGGCAGGUGAAAUUAUUUAAAGCUCGAAUUUCUUCAAAUGAUUAUUAUUUUUGUCGAAAAUUUUCCUAAACCGUUCUUCGAAUCAAUUCCUUCAUGAUAAUCUACAGUUUAGUUUUAAAUUGUAAAUUCUCAAAAUACUGCUUUUUCUUGAUUCCUUUCAAGUUUAUAAAUGUAUUUUUUCAUACAUACUGAAGAAGUGAAAUUUUAACUAAUGUUUAUAAAAAACAAGUUUUCCGGCUUUAAUUGCAUAAUUAAAAAAUUAGUAUUUUUUGACAAAACUUGUAUAAAAAUGGAAAAAAACUGACUUCUAGAGAAACGAGUUGCAUUAAUAGAAAAAAUAUAAGAAUCAGCUCAACAUACUAUAUGAAUGGGAAUAAUUAGACAUCAAGAAAGAUAUGGAUGGGACAAAUGAAGGAACUGGUGACAAAGAAGAAAAAAACGUUUUUGUUUCAUGUCCUAUAAUUAAAAUUAACGUAAAUUGAAUCGUCAUCUUUCUAACAGAAAAUAUUAGAACAAAACUGGUUGAAUUGUCCCUAUCUAAUCGUUUAAUAAUAGAAGAAGAUAGUGUAAGAAAUGGGUACAAAGAGGAACGAAAACAAACAUCCGACAUUUGAAAAGAUAAGGAAUAAAGAAGAAUUUACAGAAUAACACAAAUAUUGAUGCAAGAUUUUAUGCAAAAGUGAAAUUAUAAACCCUACUAUGAUGUUAUCAGCUCCCGGUGCUUCCCAUAUUGCAGUUUUCAUUCUGAUACUUUUUGAUACCUCACAAAAUUAUUUUCCAAUGUUUUUUGGAAAAACUUUUGAAGAACAACAGGGACUGAAAGUCUCUUUGACUCUUGAUGGUAUAAAAAUGCAAAAGAAUAAGAAAGUCGCCAUUGAAACAGGGACUUUUGUGUGAAAAUUUGCGAAGAAAAUUGAAGAAGAUAGUAGAUAACCAAAGAAAGUGAAAAAAAAAAUAAAUAACGAAAACAACAUCUGACAACCAAAAAGAAAAAGCAAAGAAGAAGAAUUUGCAGUUUCCAUUUCGAUACUUUUUGAUACCAUCUUCCGUUUCUUAAUCAGCUGUGGACUAAGGCAUUUAAAUGAAAUGAAAGCUGAACCUCCUUCUUCCUGAUAGUUUGUGACCAAUUGAGAAAAUUCGUCUCCGUUGUUUUGUGGAAAAACUUUUUGAAAACAGAAGAAGUGGCCAAAAACCUCAUCUGUAAUUCAAUGUAUUAAAAAUAUGGAAGAAAAAGAAAACAAGAAAACCGCUAUUAAAAUAGGGACUUUCAUUGUUUCUUUUUUUAAUAUUGAUACAGGGUGUUGUACAAACGUGAAAUCGUAGACUACUAUGAUGUUAUCAGCUUCUGGUGUUUUCUUCAACGUUUGAACAAUAUUGAUACCAUCGUCCACUUUUGAAAUCAGGUGUGGACUAAUGGUUUUUGUUUCCUUGACAAUGUUUUGAGGAAAACUUCAAAUGAAUCGAGGAAAAUUACCAAAUUUGAAAGAAAAGAGUACAAGAAGAACCAAAACCCUCAUCAGACACUUGAAAAGAUAAAAAUAAGAAGGAAGUGGAAGAAGUUCUAGUACGUCUGACGGUGAGAUAUAGGCAAUUAAAAUACACUUUUAUAGUUUUCAUAAAUACUUAUACAAGGUAUAGCACGUAAGCUCAAUCAUAGACUCCGCUAUGAUGUUAUCAUCUUCUGGUGCUUUUUCCAACACAGUUUUCUUUCCGAUAACUGGGGAUUGCAAUUGUUGCAAUACCCUGCUUCCAAAGUGUUUUUAAACCUUUUAGGGGGAUUCGAAGAAGAUGUCAAAAUAUAGAGAAAGGAAUGGAUUUAAGAAGGGCCAUAGCCCUCAUCUGACCCUUGAAAAGAUAAAAAACGGAAGGAAGUGGAAGAAGUCUACAAUUGAUUAUUGGAGAUUUAAUUCAUACCAGAGGGGGAAAUAUUUGCAAUUAAAAUGACCUUUUAUAGUUUUUUAUAAAUAUUUAUACAAGGUAUAGCGCGUAAGCUCAUUCAUAGACCCCACUGUGAAGAUAUCAUCCCCUAAUUCUUUUUCCAACACAGCUUUCACUCUGACAAGUUGGGAAAUUGGUGAAAUUAGUUGCUUCAAACAUUUUGAGCAAAAAUUUAUAUAAAUUGAACAAUAUGUCAAAAGAUAGUGAUAGGGAUCGAAACGAAAAAACCAAAAUUUCAUCUGAUAUUUAAAAAAAAAUAAAACAGUCUGCAAUUGGACUUGUGACUACAAGAGAUAAUUUGGACUGGGAGUACUACCAUUGGUCGAUUAUAAUGAGUCGAGUUUUUGUCAAUUUGACAAUGACCAUGUGCUCAUUAAUGGCCAGUUAGCAACCCUGAUAUUAAUUAAUUUGAGCCUCAUUGGGAUUUAAUUGAUAGUUGUUUACAAUUCACAUGACUUUUUGAAAUAUAACCAUUGUUUUAAUCAGAAAUGAUACCAGAGGAGAAAAUAAUGUUAACUUGUUUCUUUUUAGUUUUACUACAAUAAUAGUUGAAUUUAUGCGUGAAUUUUGGUGGGGCAGUGUAAUUUGCAUAGAUUUGAACAAUACUUUAUACUCUUAAUGAGUCCUCAUACAAAUUACAAGUUUUGGUUGAAAUAAAAAAAAUUAUGGCAAAUAGGGUUUUAGUUGAUAAAAUGUUUACGCUUUUAAAGAUUUUUAUUCUUAUACUUAAGUACUACAGUAUUUUAUUUAGUUUUUUCAACUUUUCGAAAGCUUUUAUUUUUUAUCUCGAGCGAUUUUCUAGUCUAUGAAAAUCUUUUUUUUUUCUUACGAUUAUCUUCUAUCUGAAGAAAUAUUUUUAAGACCCAUUUAAUGUGGAUCAUGAUAUUAAGUUUUGUUUAGUUUUAUUCCAAUUUUCAUUCACAGUACAAUUGUUGAAUACAAACGAAUUUUCCGGUUGAUAUUUUAUGAAAAUAUUUUUUUGAAGUACUUAAUUUGAAAAAUAAUCGUUGUACAUUAUUUUUAUCAUUCUUCGUUAUCUUGAAUUCUUUAAACACAUUCUUCUGUUGUUAUCAAAUGUUUUCCUUUUGUUAGAAAAGUUCUUUCUUCGUAAAACUUGAAAUCGUAAAUAUUGAAUUUUCAAAUGGUUUUCCAAUAUAACGGCUCCAAAAACUGUAUUAUAAAAUCAAAUUUUCACUUUUUUGUCGAGUUUUAUAGAAUUUUUUAUAGAACUCCUACGACAAUUGAACUAUUUCCACAAUGGAAGCAAAUGAUAGAUCUUUACUCUAAAAGAAUAUUAUUUAACUAUGGAAUAAAAGCGUUUCCAAUGUAUUAGAAUUUCUGGAUCUGUUAGUGCUAUUGAUACUGAUCACUACACAAAAAACUACACUGUCUGGUCCUUCGAGCCGUAUAUGAACAUAAGAAAGUCAAUUUUUUUGGAAUUAGAAUGCGAAAAAGUACAGAUAUCGAAGAAAAUAUUGGAUUAUUACUCUUAUAGAGUAUUAUUUUUACCCAGAAGCGAGUGAAUACGUCAUUGACAAAAAGGAAUUCAGUAUAUUAGAAUUUCUGAAUCUGUUAUAACUAUUCACACAGAUCACUAUUCACUACACUGUUUGGUCCUUCGAGUCGUAUAUGAACCUAUAGAAGUCUCAAGAGCUUCAUAUACAUUUAGAUUGUAUGAAAAACUGGAGUUAUAAUAUAUGGACCUUAUUUUUAGUAUAAAGUUAGUCUGUUUUUUUGGAAUUAAGUUCCGAAAAAGUAUGAAAAUGAAAGAAAAUGAUGGAUAAUUACUUUUAUAGACUACUAUUUUUACUCAGAAACGAGUAAAUAAGUCAUACAUAGUUUCCCAUAUAUUACAAUUUCUGCAUCUGUGCUAUUCACACUGAAUACUGAGUGUUUGGUUCUUCGAGCCGUAUAGAAACCCAUAAGUCUCGUGAGCUCUACGAAAAACUGCAGUUGAUAUGAUUUUCCUUUUUUGUAAUUUUGUGUAUAUAAAUCAUUACUCUUAUAUAAUAUCAAUUCAUUUUGAGUUGACUGAAUAAAUCACUAUAAAAAAGUUUCCAAUAAGUUGGGAUUUUUGGAUCUGUUAGUGCUAUUUACACUGAACACUACACUUAUACACUGACUGGUCCUUCGAGCUGUGUAAAAUCCUAUGAAAGUCUCGUGAGCUGUACACACAUUUAAAUUGUAUGGAAAACUGCAGUUGGAAGAUAUGAACAGAUUUUGCAGAAUUAACUUUCUAUUUUGUAUUCCGGAAACUUAUAUUUUGGAACUUAAACUGCAAACUAUAAUAAAAACGAUGGUUCUUUACUCUUAUAGAGUAUAAAGCAAUAACUAACUCUCGAUUUGUUGCUGGUAUUCCUACCAAAUACUAUACUAAAACUGACAAUUACACAAUUACUGGUCUUUCGUGUAGUAACAGCGUAUUCAGAAUGAAAUAAUGUUUGAAUGAUACUGUUUCUUCUCGGUUUCUUAUUGUUUGUAGUUGUACUUAUUACAAAUAUUUUAUAAGAAUAUAUAUUUCUUGGAAAAGUACAAAUGUAAAAAUAAAAACUUAUUUAAAUCUAAACAAAACUUAAAAAGAAUCGAACGUAAUAGAUAAUGGCAAUAACAAACUACAAUAAAAUAUAUCUGAAGAAUAUCAGAAUCUUUAUACGUUUGAUUUUGUUUAUCUCGUUAUUAUAUCGAUUUUUUUUUAAUCAAUAUAAUAAAUAAUUUAAUUAAACUUAUAUACAUACAAUAUAUUUAUUCUAUAAAAUAUAUUUAUAUAAAAAUUAUAAUCAAACAAAAAUUGGAAUCUAUAUUUUAGUACACAGGUUGUCCCAAGUUAUCUUAUACAGGCAAUAUGUCACUCAUUUGACAAGAUAAUUAAAAAUUGCUUUGGGUGGCGUUGAAUCACUGGUAUUCUGUUUCUCAAAAAUUAAUAGGUCAAUUAAUUAUCUGUGGUAUUCAUUAUCUACAGUUUUCACUCUCAAUGAUCAGCUCAUGAAUCGAUUCAAUUUAACGCCUGGUUGAAAUAACAGUUCCACUUAACGUUAUACUGAAAUAUCGCUCCACUUAACGCUCUGUUGAAAUAACAGCUCCACUUAACAUUCUACUGAGAUAUCGCUCUACUUAACGCCUGGUUGAAAUAACAGCUCCGCUUAACGUUCCACUGAAUAUCGUUCCACUUAACGCCCGGUAGAAAUAACAGCUCCGCUUAACUUUCCACUGAAAUAUUGCUCCACUUAACUCCCGGAUGUAAUGAGUUUUUUCUGCAUUUAUUCCAUGGGAAAAAUGCAUUUCUGGAAGAUUCAUCUCGAAAUGGCUUACUUUUGGACCAUCUUGAGGUUCUCAUUGUCACUAAUGGUGUUAAUUGUUUUAUGUUGUCAAAUUUUUUAUUAUUGGUAAUUGCAGAGAUUCCAUGGUGGUAAAUCUGGUGAGUAAGGAGGACGUCGUUAAAUAAGAAGAUUUAAAGCUUUUGAAUAAAAAGCGAUUUGUGGUGUGGAUCAUUUCAUUUUUCUUGUUUAAACGUUCAUAUUUGUUUAAUUUUCGCAUAUUUUAAUUUGGUUUGAAUAUCAAAAGAUAUCUUAAACGUUCUUCGUCCAUAACUCACUCAUUUCCACUUUGGAAUCUGUUUCACUUCUUUUAAAUCGUAUUUGAAGUAACUUUAACAGAUUUUAUAAUUUUUCCAGUAUCUGACGCCUCGUAUUUAUAACAUUCCGAAUAAAAUGUCAUGUCAUAAAAUGUAUUUUAAUGUCAUGUAAAGUAUUUUCUAAUUAUCUAAUUGAAUGAGCCUAUAUACUAUAAGUUGGGACAUCCGAUAUUUACGUUAUUAUUUUAUUUUUGUACAUGUAAAUUUUUAUUUUUUAAAAGUUUAUUCUUGUAGAAUGGUGCUAACUUGAAAAUUAUGCAGUGAUAUUAAAACACAAUGUAAAUAUUAUUACGCUUAAAAUAUUGUAAAUAUUGCUCUUUAUAAAUAAAUCACGA